AUGACGGUAGACACGCGCCGCCGGUCGUACGCGCGCAAGCAGGCUUACGGCAAGACGUUCACAACAGCAACGGAGAAAAAAAGACGCCGCGAGGUUAUGAACCAAAGAUCGGGAACGAAGUCAGAUAGCUGGCGUGCCCAGUAUCAGCUCCGAUUAAUUAUGGACGUCGUUAUUGAUUAUGACGAUUGGUACCGUAACGAGGAGCUUCCAGUUAUCAUGCUUAAUAUCACAAACGCCAACGGAACGACAUUCACCGUCCCGAUACCAUUUCGACGCUCAAGCGCCCAAACAACGUGGGACGACGCGACAUGGAUUCUUACAAGCUCCUUCAUCAUUUUCACGAUGCAGUCUGGUUUCGGCCUGCUGGAGUCCGGCGCCUGCUCCCGCCGCAACGAGGUCAACGUCAUGGUGAAGAACGUCGUCGACAUCGUCUUCGGCGGCAUCACCUACUGGAUGUUCGGCUACGGGCUCUCGUUCGGCGAGCAGGCCGGCAGCAACGCCUUCUUCGGCGUCGGCUACUUCUUCGUCGACGCCGACGAGGAGCACAUGGGCGAGCGCUACGCGCACUUCGUCUUUCAGCUGUCGUUCGCGACGACGGCGACGACGAUCGUGUCGGGCGUCAUGGCCGAGCGCACGAAGCUGCCCGCCUACAUGCUCUUUUCGUUCCUCAACACGAUCGUCUACUCGCUGCCGGCGUCCUGGAUCUGGCGAGAGGCGGGGUUCCUCGUGCAGCUCGGAGCCGUCGACAUAGCCGGCUCGAGCGUCGUGCACAUCGUCGGCGGCGUCGCCGGCCUCGUCGGCACGCUCAUGCUGAAGCCGCGGAUGGGUCGCUACGCGGCAGGCUCGGCGGCGCUGCCGAUGGGGUCGCCGACGAACGCGCUCGUCGGCCUGUUCAUGCUAUGGUGGGGCUGGCUGGGCUUCAACUGUGGCUCGACAUACGGGAUAACCGGGCAUAAGUGGAAGCUGACAGCUAAGUCGGCAAUUACGACAAUCAACGCGUCCAUAGGCGGAGGGAUUACGGGUUGCUUUAUCAGCUACCUGACUAGGGAUUGGAAGCUUAACGUCGCAGACCUCAUCAAUUCUAUCCUCGGUGCACUCGUUGCUGUUACAGCCGGGUGCGCGGUGGUCCGGCCGUGGGAAGCACUGGUCAUUGGCGCCAUCGGAGCGAUAAUCACUUUGGCCACGGUGCCUCUGCUUGACCGCCUGCGCAUCGACGACCCGGUGGGAGCCGUCAGUGUGCACGCCGCCGCCGGCAUUUGGGGCAUGCUCUCUGUGGGCAUAUUCGCCGAGAACGACAAGCUUCAAUAUCUUACCUACGGCCGCGCGGGACUGAUCCACGGCGGAGGUGGCUACCUCCUUGGCGCACAAACCGCUGCCGUAGUAGCCAUGAUCGCAUGGUCUGCCCUCACGUCAUUCAUGCUACUGUUGGUAAGCCUGCGUCUCUCGCCCGAAGACGAGCUGCUUGGAGCGGACAUCGCCGAACAUUGCAUCCAGUACGAGAAUCACACGAUCCCACCUUCAGUGAUGGGUGUGCAUGACGAAUGCCCGAGCCCCGUGUCCGCCAUCAUCCACUCGGUCGCCGCGCAGGAAGACAAGAAGAACAACUCGCCGAUAGAGGGCGAUGGGGGCAGCGGUAAAAUGCAAAUAUCGUCGCUUAGUGUAGCUGGCCGACGAAAUGCGUGGUGAUGAAUUAGUCACAGGCGCGGCCGACAAGGUAUUUUAUUUUCAGUAUACUCGCUUACAGUGACAGAUUAAU
Molecule: messenger RNA, 1756 nt
Organism: Priapulus caudatus
Lineage: Eukaryota; Metazoa; Priapulida; Priapulimorpha; Priapulimorphida; Priapulidae
Product: putative ammonium transporter 3
Exons: 9
Coding region: 1-1686 (561 amino acids)
Biological process (GO): ammonium transmembrane transport; ammonium homeostasis
Cellular component (GO): membrane
Molecular function (GO): ammonium channel activity
Source: RefSeq, a predicted model, not a curated record